Molecule: messenger RNA, 4949 nt
Organism: Drosophila arizonae
Lineage: Eukaryota; Metazoa; Arthropoda; Insecta; Diptera; Drosophilidae
Gene: hbs
Product: hibris
Biological process (GO): cell-cell adhesion
Cellular component (GO): plasma membrane; cell-cell junction
Molecular function (GO): cell adhesion molecule binding
Source: RefSeq, a predicted model, not a curated record
UCAGAAGGCAACAAGAUGCAGUUUUGGAUAACUUUGACAUUUGCAUUGCUGGCGGCUGGCGUAGGCGGCACUGCCUCGGCUGAUGCUCCGCAAGCAGCGGCGCCUGCUGUGCAACGGUUCCGAGUUACCCCCCACGAUCUGCAGAUACUGGAGGGCACCGAUACGCUGAUGCGCUGCGAGGUGGAGUCGCGCGCCGGCAAGGUUCAAUGGACAAAGGAUGGCUUCGCGCUGGGCUUCUCGGCCGUCAUUCCGGGCUUUCCGCGCUACUCGGUGCUGGUGGACAAGGCGCACGGCACCUACAACUUGCAGAUUAAGAAUGCCACGCUCGAGGACGACGCCGAGUACCAGUGCCAGGUGGGCCCGGCAGCUGGCAAUCCGGCCAUACGCGCCAAUGCCAAGCUGAGCAUCGUGGCAGCGCCCAGCAGCAUUUCCAUCGAUGGCUAUGCACGCAACGCCAAGGUGGAGGUCAUCGAACGCCAGAACCUAACGCUGCAGUGCAUCACCGAGAAUGCUAAUCCGGCGGCGGAGAUUGUCUGGUAUCAGGGCGAGACGCCGUUGACAUUGGAGCCCAUUGUCUCAGUGAAUCAAACGUCAGCGAAGCGUUUCCGCACCAGCUCCACAUUGCAUCUGCAGCCACGCGCCCAGGACGACUACAAGGAAUACUCCUGCGAGGCGCGCCACAAGGCGUUGCCCCCGGAUGUGCCCAUGCGCGCUCAAGUCCAGCUCUCUGUGCUAUAUCCACCCGGACCGCCAUUCUUUGAGGGCUACAGCCAAGGCGAGACCUUGCGCCGCGGCCAGGAGUUGCAAAUUGCGUGCCGCAGUCGCGGCGGCAAUCCGCCGGCUCAGUUGGUCUGGUAUCGCAAUGGCGAGGUCGUCAAUUCGCCCCAACGCACCUCGGGUCGCCUCUCGGAGAAUGUCUACAAGUUUACGGCGAAUGCCUCGGACAAUGGCGCCAAUCUGGUCUGCGAGGCCAAGAAUCUGCUAUCGAAUACGCCGCUGCGGGCCGAGCUCAAUCUAACUGUUCUAUACGCACCGAAGGAUGUCUUUCUGAGCGGCGCCACCCAGGCCAAGGUGGGCGAUGCAGUGCAGCUGAGCUGUGUGACGGCUCCCUCGAAUCCCCCGGCGCGUAUCAGCUGGUCCAUGAACGGACGCCCCCUGACCAACAGCACCUUCAAGACGACGAGCAGCGCUGACGGCGGCUGGGUGAGCAGCUCCAACAUCACCCUGAACAUCGAUUCUCAGAGUCGCACGUUCAUCGCUGUUUGCCAUGCGCUCAAUGCGGAGCUCUCCCAGAAUGUUGUGGGCUCCCACACAGUGAAUGUUUUGUAUCCGCCCUCGCCUCCACUGCUGACCGGCUACAAUGACGGCGAUAUACUCAUCUCCGGCUCGAUCCUGAAACUGCAGUGCAGCUCCGCUGGCGGCAAUCCUCCCCCGACUCUGCAGUGGUACAAGAACGAUAAGCGCCUCAAUGCCGCCUCCAAGGUGACCGACAACAAAAUCAGCUCGGAGCUGUCGCUGCUGGUGAAUGCCUCCGACAAUAAUGCCAUCUACAAGUGUGAGGUGCAGAAUGCAGCCAUCGAGAUCCCGUUAUUCGCCACUAAGACUCUCGGUGUGCAUUUUCCGCCGGAGACUGUCAAAAUUAGUGUGUCGCCCAAGAACCUGGUGCCCGGCAUCCGGGCCAAGCUCAUCUGCGACUCCAGCUCCAGUAAUCCGCCGGCCAAAAUCAGCUGGUGGAAGGAUGGCAUACCUGUGGAGGGCCUCAACCUGGCCAACAGGCCCGGCCUCUGGGGCGGCUCGGUGUCCACCCUCGAGAUGCACGUGAACAUCACCCAGGACCUCGAUGGCUCCAUCUACACCUGCCAGAGCCACAACGAAGUGCUGCAGCGCAGCGUUCACGAGACCAUCAGCCUGGACAUACUCUUUCCUCCCAAGUUCGAUGUCGCGCAGAUAACCAGCUUUGUGGGUGUCGAGGGCUCGCCGCUGCAAGUCGAGCUGCAUGCGAGCGGCAAUCCAAUGUCGAUUAGCUAUACCUGGACCAAGGACGGUCUGCCCAUUAGCAGCAACCCGUUGAGCGGCCAGCGGCUGGUAUCGGAUGGACCCAGACUCAAUAUAAGUCGGCUCAGCCGCAACGAUGCGGGCGUCUAUGUGUGCGAGGCCCUCAACACACAAGGCACAGCCCUGCUGGAGAUUCAAGUGAUUGUGGAAUAUGCACCCGUUAUUACCUCCGUCACCGAGGGUCAGAGCUUUGCGCCUGGCGAACAGGCUGUGCUGGCCUGUCAAGUGCAAGCCCGCCCCUUGGAGGCCGCCCAUGUGCGUUGGUCCCGACCCGGCUACGAUUUCGCCACUCGCACCACGUCCAGCUUCGAGAACAACACCGCGCUACUGCACAUCGAUAAUGUUCAGCGUGGCGAUAUUGGCAAUUUCACGUGCACUGUGGACAAUCAGCGCGGACCCCCAGCCUCCCAGAACGUGGUGCUUGUUGUGCAGACCUCGCCGGAGAUUGAUCACUCGCCGGCGUACACGCGCUUUGCGGCUCGCCUGGGCGUACGGGCUCAGCUCAUUUGCCGUGCCUUGGCCGCGCCCCAGCCCAGUUUCAUUUGGCGUCGCCAUGGCAAGGACCUGAAGAUGCAGCGACGCAACAAGUUCACCACCGUCGAGCGUCAGGUGGAUCCGCUCCACUUUGAGUCCGCCUUGCUUGUGGAGAGCACCUCGGCGGAUGACUAUGGGCAGUACGAGUGCGUCGUGCGCAACGCGAUGGGUCAGGCCAGCACCACACUGGAGUUCAGCAAGCCCACGCGCCCGGACACGCCCCUCCAGCUGCGGGUGGGCAAUGUGAGCGACACGAGCGCGGAGCUGAUGUGGACGCCGGGCUUCGAUGGCGGCAUGCAGGUCUACUACCGCGUGCGCGUCAAGCAGCACGGUGAGGACAAGUACAAGUAUGUGGACGCCAAGGUGGGACAACAGAACAUCACGCUGGAGAGCCUCAAGCCCGGCGGCACGUACUACUUCUCCGUGAUGGCGCACAAUGAGGCCGGCGGCAGCAAGUUCUUGCCCGACAUCAAGCUCAUCCUGAGCAAGGGCUCGCAGCCCCACUCGGCGGAAUAUACCGAAAAGGACGAGCUGCCCAAUGUCAUGAUCAUUGGCAUCACCUCGGCGGCCAUGGUGCUGUUGGUGCUGAAUGCGGCGCUGGUGGCCUGGUUCGUGAUACGCCGUCAGAAUAAGUCGCAGGGCGAAACGGAGCCCAGCAACGACGACGCCUACUCGAAGGAUGAUAAUCAGUCGGUCUAUAAGCUGCCCAUCACUGCAUUGCAGGCGGAUGUACAGAAAAAGGCGGCCGCAUCGACAUAUCUGGUGGAGAACGUCGACAUCAUUCAGUCAACGGCCUAUCCGCCCAAAUAUCAGGAGAGCUCCAUGUGCACGCCCCCCUACCCGCUGUGCAAUCCGGACUUCACGCGCACCCUGCCCAACCCGAAGCGGCAUAGUCAACGCAACAGCGCCACCGGCUUGAUCGAGGGCAUGCCCAUGCGGGCCAAGGACGACCACAUGCUGAUCUCCAAUGGCCUGUACAUACCCUCGCCCUCGCCCGCCUCCUCGCUGGUCAUCAAGGGCAGCUACAUAUCAUCGCCGUCGCCAGCGCCGCCAGCCGAUGGAUCCUACUUUAACAUGAGCGACAAGUACAUGUCCUAUCCGCCAGUGACCUACUAAGCCGCAUGACGAAAGCCAACAACAACAACUACAAACAGCGGCCAAGCCCAGCUGGACUGAUUGACAUCACACAUCACAACAAUACGACCGACCACAAAACGGCAGAAACAACUCCAACAUCGCACAUCGCAUAACAUGAAAUUGAAAUUGAGUCGAUUCAGUCAAUUGGAGGUUUUUGUUGCUGGGGCUUGGCUGCUUGGCUUGGCUGGGCUGCUGUUGCAAGUUUUUGUUUUCUGUUUAUAAUUAUUACUAAAUGACGUUGAUUAUUAUGAAGCGCAAAUGGAGGAAACAUGUUGAAUGUAUUUUGAGAAAAGACAUUUGCAUGCGGCGCUCGAAGGCUGUGAUAAGUACCUGUGUCCAAGGCUCUCCACUCUCAACUGGCUCGGCUCGGUUCGGCUAACCGCAUCACGAUACCCAGCACGCACAUCAAAACUUCGAUUCACAUCAAUCAAUGGCGUUGCCCAUGCCGAUGCCAAAGCCGAAGCUGAUGGCAAUGGAUUAGCCUUUGGGGCAGGUGCGCAACCCACUCUACAAAUGCUUGCCCCCCAUCCACACACACACACACACACACACACAUACACAAAUACUCUGACAACAAUGGACAGACAACCGCAAAUACAACAUUAAUGAAGGAACGAGACGAUGAAGAAGAAGAGGUAUAAAACGAAAACGAUGAAGAUGAUGAAGAAGAAGCUGCAGCAUUAGUAGAAACAACAAAACACUCAAAUAUUAAUUUGUAGGCAUUUUUCUCGAUAUUAAGUAGUAGCAAUUACGAUUUUUAGCAAUUAGCGUAAAUAUUAACGAGUCUGUUGAGUCGUGACUCAUUCUCAUUAGCAGUUGUUCAAGUUUAAGCUCUAGACAUACCAAUAUAUCUCUAUAUACUUCAUAUAAGCCCGAUAAGCGUAAAGAUUUUCAACCGAAGAAAAGCGAGAAGAAACAGCCAGCAAAAAAUUAAAACAAAAACAAACGAUUUGAAAUCAUAUGAAGGAUCAAUUCCUUAAUCAAUUAUAACAAAAAAAGUAAUUUUAAGCGUGACUUUCGCUAGAUUUAAGCGCCGAUUUAAAUUAGCUUAAGGUAUAUACACGAAACAUAUACAAAUGCAAAACAUAUAUACAUACAUACAUAUAUACCAUAUUUACACGAAUUCAACGASUUUUUAUCAUGCAUGACAAUAAAAUAUAUACAUGAUAAACAUAUGCGUACACGCGCAAGCGCCAAAAAUUAUGUUAAACAAAGCAGAAAAG